Solea senegalensis (Senegalese sole) is the source of this 4014-nucleotide messenger RNA. RefSeq names its product SERTA domain containing 3 (gene sertad3). Gene Ontology annotation, cellular component: nucleus. The record is from RefSeq and is a predicted model, not a curated record. NCBI's taxonomy places the organism in Eukaryota, Metazoa, Chordata, Actinopteri, Pleuronectiformes, Soleidae. Bases 1088 to 2149 code for a protein of 353 amino acids. The transcript has 2 exons. Gene Ontology annotation, molecular function: transcription regulator activity.
GAGGAAGUUGCUUUAUGGUAACUUGUUUUUUUUUUGUUUUGUCCUCUGUUGUAAGGAGGAGCCAAAGGUUUUGUAAUUUAUUUCAAUUUAGCUCACUUUUUGACUUUAUACCUUAUUCGUGGGGUGUUGAGUCGAGUGUUGGUUGGAAUUUAUGGAAAUUUAAACCGAAAUAGGAAAGUAAAAACUUGACCGUUUACGGCAGCGAGAGACACAGUUGCGUUCAAGGACCCUGCCUGACGACGGAAGCUUUCAGGUAAAUCUGUUUUUCUGAAAUCUGAAAUAUAAAGCUGUGGAGUCUUAUGUCUAUGAAUUAAAUCGCAUGGACUUGGACACGUGUAGGAUGCAAACUUUAUGAUUGUGUUUUUUUUAAUCGAUAAUCGUAUCUCGUAGCCUACAUUUUAAAACAUAGUUUCGAUUACUGAGUAGUUCCCGCUCAUUAGUUCUCACAUCAACUUUUACCUUAACUGUAUGAAAAGGGAUAAAACAUGUUGAAUGGGAGCCCCAGCCAUGUCAAUAUAACAUCUGCGUUUGUGUUUUAGUUUUUACUCACGUCGUCGUAUUUGUUGCAGACAAUCGUGUUCCUCUGCUUUCCGUCGUCGUUGAUGUCAUCGUUUAGGAAUUACUGCUAUGCAUAUUACACAAUAACACACAUUUCAGUGUGAGUAUUAAUCAAUAAAAUGAGAGUGCGUUAAUGUAAUGCUCAACUAACUUAGUUAUCACGGUGUUUUGUACACGUGCAGUGCAUUUAACGUAUAUUUAAAACGUGUAUGUAUUGGAAUGCAGCGCGGUUACACUCCACUUCCCAAAAUGCCUUUCGGCACGUCCAGCCCCCAACUGCAAACGUUUUGGUGUUCGACUCAAAUCACAGGCGGGAGAAGAACGAUUCAGUCGGUGAGCUGGACUGAGCUGCGUUUAUUAAAACUUUUAAACCCUGAAAAUAUCAAUUUUGACUUAACUCUGAACGAGUUACAAUCGUGACACGCUGAUUUGUUUUUCCUCUGGACCGAAGAAGAAGCGGGAAUCUGAUUUUCGAGUAGCAGCGGUGUCUGUGUGGACCAGAGACGGGAAGUGAUUCAACAGUUUAAAGAUGAUCAUGAAGGGGCAGAAGCGUAAAUUCCCACCCGAGGACGUGGAGGUUUCAGACAGGAGCAGCUCGACCUGGGAGAGCCAACGACAGUUUGUGUUCUCAGUCUCUCUGAACAAGUACCAACAUGGCCAGGAGCUUCCUGAACCCAGCCUGCGGAGGUCUGUGCUGAUAGCAAACACACUGCGGCAGAUCAACCUGCAGGCCUGUAGAUCUGUGUGUGUAGAUGGGCCAAUCCCACCCUGCAGCUCUUUAUCUGCACUUCAGGAGAAUGAGCAGGAGAGUCGUUGGAACAAAGUUGUUCCUGCUAAACAUCACUCUGCAGAAGGAGUGAUUAACAGUGACUCAGCACUUACCACCUGCCCUGUGGAUUCCUCGCAUCACCCCUCCAAUUCUGCUACAAGUAGGUAUCCAGCAAGCUGCCAGUUGAAUACAUGCGGUGUUCCCCUGUCUGUUGGUGAGGAAGAUGAGGAUUGGGGAUCCAUGUCCACUGAUACUGAUUUCUCCCUUUCAGCUGCCAUUUCUUCCAUUCUCACUGCACUGGACUCAAAUAUUGACUGGAGCCCACAGGCAGCUCAGCGGAUGCCUCUACGAUCCCUGGAGAAUCUGCAGAGGCCUUCUGAAGGAAAUGCAGCAUGGGCUAAACAGGGGGUCAGGGGAUAUGGGGGGAGCUGGGAGCAACAGGAAGAGUGCAGAGCACGAGAAAGCAACAUGGAUGCAAUGAGGUCCAGCUAUCUCAGUGACCUCACUGUGGAAGAUCUGUUCCAGGAUAUAGACACAUCCCUGUUAGAAAGGGACAUGGGCGUGCUUGGGCUUAGAGGCAAUGGGGGUGGAUACUCAGGUGGGGAUGAUCUCCCCCGUUACCUGCUGCCUUUCUCUCCGUCCUCGCACCCUUUGUCCUUCUCUCUUAACCAGAAUCUAAAGUGCCUGCCUUCAUUCUCCUCAUUCAGCCCACUGUCACCCUCAGUUUCACCUUCUCUCUCCUCACCACCAUCUGUUUUCUUUUCUGGCCAGAAUCAAGGACUUGAGCUGGAGCAUCUGAUGGAGAUCCUGGUGGAGUCCUAAUUGCCUCAUCUUCAUUGUUAUGUGAGAAAACCACUUAAACAGGAAGCAACCUGAAUUCCUUUCACCAACUUGGUGGAAGUAAACAUAAUUCUUAGGGCAAAAGGCAGGACUGUCAAACAUGUCGAUUAUUCUUUGUGUUUUUUAUAUACAUAUGUUGCUCGAGAAAAGAGUAUUGUAGGUUUUAGAAAGUAGUAAGAAUACCCUGGGGUUGUAGAACGUAAAUGCUGCACAGCUGUGAUGCAUCUGCCAGCUCUUACUGUAUCAUGAAAUACAAAAAGAAACAUUUUUGUGUUUCUGAAAAAAAUGCAGGCCAAGUGAGGGAGAAAGCUAGGCGUGAAAAAGUUUUUUUCUCUUUAAUACUGAGCAAUCAGUCACUCAAUGAAGAACUGCUGAAAUGAAUGUUAUUACAGUUCUCACUGUGACUCGGCUGUUUGGAUUUAUUGAAAGGCAGUGCCAGUUCCCUAUAUUUUGCCCCCCAACUGUAAGUGAAUCUUGCAUUCACACUGAACAUCCAGAGUUAUUUGUGGUAAAAGAAAAGCUGAAGCCAGUCAUGGACCGGUGUUUGAUCCAGUUUAUUUGACUUUGGCUGAGGACAAAUCUUGUGACACACGUGUAUUGUUAAUGUUCUGAGAGAAUGUGAUGUGGCUGGUGUCAGAUGGAGAAUGGUAGAAACACUAAUGUUCGAGGUCAGAUCUUCUGUGAAGAAAUUCUUUAACGUCAUUUAUCAGUGAGUCUCAAUAAGGAGCACAAUAUCAGACACAGAGAUUAGGUCAAGGUUUUAAAACAGAAGGAAAAAAGGGGUUGGGUCUCUGAAAUCAUUGAUUUCAAGAUAUUUGACCAGGAGAAGAAAUUUAGAAAAUCUGUAUUUUCUACAUUUAGCAUAAGAUUUUUUUUUUCUUUAAAAUGAUGUACAUACUUCUUGAAGGUUAUUUCAGUGAACAGUUGAAGUUGCAGUAAGGUUACAUUUAACCUAUCUAUUCCUGUAGCAGUUAAAGUUGAUUAGUGGGAGGAAAAAGCACAAUUUUAAAAUUCUGUUCGACGGGAUGUUAUGCGAGUGUUUCUUUGUUUAGAUGGGUACAGUGCAGCUGUUUGAAGCGCAGAAAACACAUUGGUUCUGUUAUUGGCUCCAUGCACAGUGCAGCCCCGAAAGAGUCGCUUUUAUUUUUAGAGAUGCUUUUAUUCAAAGAGCCUUUACAGUACUGCGAUUGUAUACAACAUAUCACAAGUGUAAAUGUGACUGUCCAGAACAUCCAACCAGCCUGUUGGUGUGCGUCUCACAGUAUUUUAAAUUACAACCACUACACAGCAGGUCCCAUUAUGCAGAUGUAGUACUGAUCAGCACCACUAGGUGUCAUCUUUUGUUUGGUUUACAUCUGAAUAUUGCACUUUUGUUAUUAAUAAUAUGCAUUUUAUGUGUCGAGUCAUGUGAGCAUGUGGUUUAUGUAUUUAUUUAAAAGUCACAUUACAUGUAUGAUUUGGUUAAAUUGUCCCUUAUAGACCCAUAAAAUGGGUUUCUGUUAAUGCAUAUUGUUUAAAAGAAAGGUGUUUUACUGUAAUUCUAGUUCUAGAUGUUGAUCCAUCUUUUAAACCAACACUGCUAUAGCACAUAAUGCAUGUUAGACUUUUGUACAAUUAAAUCCUGUUUUAUGGAUCAGAGUUGCUUACUAUGCAAAGGUCCUUUAUAAACAGCAGGGAUUCAGUUUCAAAUAAUUCAUGUUUUGUUGAAGAGGAGUUGAUUUCUACCAUAUUUAACAGUUCAGUAGUGUUAUAUUAUUCUGUCAUGGCAGUAUUUUACUUUUAUUUUCCAUACAAAUAUUGUAAAGAUGUUUACCUUUGCUGUUUUUUUAAUAAAUCACAAACAUGAA